Messenger RNA from Pan troglodytes (chimpanzee), 3746 nucleotides. RefSeq names its product unc-5 netrin receptor A (gene UNC5A). Bases 36 to 2732 code for a protein of 898 amino acids. The record is from RefSeq and is a predicted model, not a curated record. Gene Ontology annotation, molecular function: netrin receptor activity; protein binding. Gene Ontology annotation, biological process: netrin-activated signaling pathway; anterior/posterior axon guidance. The transcript has 16 exons. Gene Ontology annotation, cellular component: membrane. NCBI's taxonomy places the organism in Eukaryota, Metazoa, Chordata, Mammalia, Primates, Hominidae.
CCGCGCCCGGCCCGCCCGCCUGCCCGCCCGCGGCCAUGGCCGUCCGGCCCGGCCUGUGGCCAGCGCUCCUGGGCAUAGUCCUCGCCGCUUGGCUCCGCGGCUCGGGUGCCCAGCAGAGUGCCACCGUGGCCAACCCAGUGCCUGGUGCCAUCCCGGACCUGCUUCCCCACUUCCUGGUGGAGCCCGAGGAUGUGUACAUCGUCAAGAACAAGCCAGUGCUGCUGGUGUGCAAGGCCGUGCCCGCCACGCAGAUCUUCUUCAAGUGCAACGGGGAGUGGGUGCGCCAGGUGGACCACGUGAUCGAGCGCAGCACAGACGGGAGCAGCGGGCUGCCCACCAUGGAGGUCCGCAUUAAUGUCUCAAGGCAGCAGGUGGAGAAGGUGUUCGGGCUGGAGGAAUACUGGUGCCAGUGCGUGGCAUGGAGCUCCUCGGGCACCACCAAGAGUCAGAAGGCCUACAUCCGCAUAGCCUAUUUGCGCAAGAACUUCGAGCAGGAGCCGCUGGCCAAGGAGGUGUCCCUGGAGCAGGGCAUCGUGCUGCCCUGCCGUCCACCGGAGGGCAUCCCUCCAGCUGAGGUGGAAUGGCUCCGGAAUGAGGACCUGGUGGACCCAUCCCUGGACCCCAAUGUAUACAUCACGCGGGAGCACAGCCUGGUGGUGCGACAGGCCCGCCUUGCUGACACGGCCAACUACACCUGCGUGGCCAAGAACAUCGUGGCACGUCGCCGCAGCGCCUCCGCUGCUGUCAUCGUCUACGUGAACGGUGGGUGGUCGACGUGGACCGAGUGGUCCGUCUGCAGCGCCAGCUGUGGGCGCGGCUGGCAGAAACGGAGCCGGAGCUGCACCAACCCGGCGCCUCUCAACGGGGGCGCUUUCUGUGAGGGGCAGAAUGUCCAGAAAACAGCCUGCGCCACCCUGUGCCCAGUGGACGGCAGCUGGAGCCCGUGGAGCAAGUGGUCGGCCUGUGGGCUGGACUGCACCCACUGGCGGAGCCGUGAGUGCUCUGACCCAGCACCCCGCAACGGAGGGGAGGAGUGCCAGGGCACUGACCUGGACACCCGCAACUGUACCAGUGACCUCUGUGUACACACUGCUUCUGGCCCUGAGGACGUGGCCCUCUAUGUGGGCCUCAUCGCCGUGGCCGUCUGCCUGGUCCUGCUGCUGCUUGUCCUCAUCCUCGUUUAUUGCCGGAAGAAGGAGGGGCUGGACUCAGAUGUGGCUGACUCGUCCAUUCUCACCUCAGGCUUCCAGCCCGUCAGCAUCAAGCCCAGCAAAGCAGACAACCCCCAUCUGCUCACCAUCCAGCCGGACCUCAGCACCACCACCACCACCUACCAGGGCAGUCUCUGUCCCCGGCAGGAUGGGCCCAGCCCCAAGUUCCAGCUCACCAAUGGGCACCUGCUCAGCCCCCUGGGUGGUGGCCGCCACACACUGCACCACAGCUCUCCCACCUCUGAAGCCGAGGAGUUCGUCUCCCGCCUCUCCACCCAGAACUACUUCCGUUCCCUGCCCCGAGGCACCAGCAACAUGACCUAUGGGACCUUCAACUUCCUCGGGGGCCGGCUGAUGAUCCCUAAUACAGGAAUCAGCCUCCUCAUCCCCCCAGAUGCCAUACCCCGAGGGAAGAUCUAUGAGAUCUACCUCACGCUGCACAAGCCGGAAGACGUGAGGUUGCCCCUAGCUGGCUGUCAGACCCUGCUGAGUCCCAUCGUUAGCUGCGGACCCCCUGGCGUCCUGCUCACCCGGCCAGUCAUCCUGGCUAUGGACCACUGUGGGGAGCCCAGCCCUGACAGCUGGAGCCUGCGCCUCAAAAAGCAGUCGUGCGAGGGCAGCUGGGAGGAUGUGCUGCACCUGGGCGAGGAGGCGCCCUCCCACCUCUACUACUGCCAGCUGGAGGCCAGUGCCUGCUACGUCUUCACCGAGCAGCUGGGCCGCUUUGCCCUGGUGGGAGAGGCCCUCAGCGUGGCUGCCGCCAAGCGCCUCAAGCUGCUUCUGUUUGCGCCGGUGGCCUGCACCUCCCUCGAGUACAACAUCCGGGUCUACUGCCUGCAUGACACCCAUGAUGCACUCAAGGAGGUGGUGCAGCUGGAGAAGCAGCUGGGGGGACAGCUGAUCCAGGAGCCACGGGUCCUGCACUUCAAGGACAGUUACCACAACCUGCGCCUAUCCAUCCACGAUGUGCCCAGCUCCCUGUGGAAGAGUAAGCUCCUUGUCAGCUACCAGGAGAUCCCCUUUUAUCACAUCUGGAAUGGCACGCAGCAGUACUUGCACUGCACCUUCACCCUGGAGCGUGUCAGCCCCAGCACUAGUGACCUGGCCUGCAAGCUGUGGGUGUGGCAGGUGGAGGGCGACGGGCAGAGCUUCAGCAUCAACUUCAACAUCACCAAGGACACAAGGUUUGCUGAGCUGCUGGCUCUGGAGAGUGAAGGGGGGGUCCCAGCCCUGGUGGGCCCCAGUGCCUUCAAGAUCCCCUUCCUCAUUCGGCAGAAAAUCAUUUCCAGCCUGGACCCACCCUGUAGCCGGGGUGCCGACUGGCGGACUCUGGCCCAGAAACUCCACCUGGACAGCCAUCUCAGCUUCUUUGCCUCCAAGCCCAGCCCCACAGCCAUGAUCCUCAACCUGUGGGAGGCGCGGCACUUCCCCAACGGCAACCUCAGCCAGCUGGCUGCAGCAGUGGCUGGACUGGGCCAGCCAGACGCUGGCCUCUUCACAGUGUCGGAGGCUGAGUGCUGAGGCCGGCCAGGCCCAACACCUACACUCUCACCAGCUUUGGCACCCACCAAGGACAGGCAGAAGCCGGACAGGGGCCCUUCCCCACACCGGGGAGAGCUGCUCGGACAGGCCCCCUCCCGGCCGAAGCUGUCCCUUAAUGCUGGUCCUUCAGACCCUGCCCGAACUCCCACCUCUCCAUGGCCUGCCUAGCCAGGCUGGCACUGCCACCUGCUCACACUCGGCCCCAGGGCCCAGGAGGGACAGUGCCUGGAGCCUGGGCCAGGCCCAGCCCAUCUGUGUGUGUGUAUGUGCGUGUGAUGCUACCUCUCCUCCCGUCCCUCUCCAGGGGCCCCGCAUACACACGGCCAUGCACGCACACACUGGGCCUGGGCCAGGGCCCCAGAGCUCCUGCCUGAGCUGGACCUUAUGCAAACAUUUCUGUGCCUGCUGGGUAGGGGCACGUCUGAGGGGCCCUGCUCCAAGCCUGCAGGACCGAGGGCCACAGCCGGACAGGGGGUAGCCCCUGGAUUCAGGCACACGACCACCACACGAGCACGUGCCACGCACGCCUCGUGUGCUCAUCUCACACACACCCCCCUCCCGGGUCAUGCAGACACCCCCCAACCACACACAUCUCAUGCUGUACACCUGAGGCUGCUCACGUCUCAUGCCCAGUGUUGGUGCACAUUUGCCUCUCACAUGCUGCCCUCUCCACCCACCCAGGGACACCCCACGGCUCCUCCCUGCCCCUGCCCCUCCCCCAGCCUCGAGGUGCCCUGCCCGGCGGGGCCUGUGAAUAUGCAAUGGGAGUCCCGGGCUGUACAGUGGCGAGUGUGUGUGGCGUGGCGUGCCCGUCCCCAGGGCUGGCUGGUGCCCCACGCGGGGCCUGUCAUGUGAAGCUCGUGUCCUGACUUUGUCUUAAGUGCAUUCACGCACUUACUCUUGGCCUUAUGUACACAGCCUUGCCCGGCCGCCGGGGCACAUAGGGGUUUUAUCGGACGUGAAUGUAAAUAAAUUAUAUAUAUAUAUUGCUAA